This is a messenger RNA of Heteronotia binoei (common prickly gecko), 1927 nucleotides long. It is a transcript of the gene CDPF1, whose product is annotated as cysteine rich DPF motif domain containing 1. Lineage: Eukaryota; Metazoa; Chordata; Lepidosauria; Squamata; Gekkonidae. The transcript has 3 exons. The record is from RefSeq and is a predicted model, not a curated record. The coding region runs from base 20 to 463 and encodes 147 amino acids.
GCACUUGCAGCAUUCUAAGAUGGAGUCCAGGAAAGUGCCUUCCCUUCAGGGCACCUUUGAAUGUGAGUUCUGUGGAUUACGUGUCCCAUACACCUACUAUGGCCAGAAACCUCCGAAUACCUACUCUGUUACCCUCCUGGAGGACAGCUACGUCAUGAGGGAUCCGUUCUCCCCUGACAAGGACAAAUUCCUUAUCCUUGGAUCGGAGUGCAGUUUGUGUGGCAAGCGCGUGUGCGUUGGCACAGACUGCAGUCUUUUCUAUGCAAAACGAUUCUGCCUCCCAUGUAUCAACUCACACUUAGAGGAGUUUCCUUUGGAAAUAAGGCAAGAUCUGGAGAGAAGAACUCAUUCCAAAUCUCAGUCUUCACGGAAAGGAGAUUCCAGGGACCCAAAGAAAAAACAGAAUGGUUUGGAGCUCGAAAGAAAGCCUGGCAGGAGGGAAGCCAAGAAGCAGAAGGACUGAAACGGAACACCAGCGCAAUAUGUCCCCGUCGCAGGAUUCCUUUGAUUACAGUCAAAAUUGGCACCUGGGUUUGCGGCUGGACGUCUCAUGUGGCUGAUGGCGCCACUGUGGUGCCGGUGCCCAAUGUGCCCUUCUGGUUGUGCCCGUUCAAGUCCAAGCACCAGCUGCUGUAGCUGUGGAACAUUUCUGCAGAGAGGUCUUGGGUGGUCCUGUGUGCACCAUAGAGCAAGUUGUAGGCUUUCCUCAUGUGUUUUGCCCAUCCUUUUUGCAGUCAAGGCUUUGUAAUGGAAGUUCCGAUUCCCAGGAGACUGAAUUCCGUUCCCAAAACAGGCCCUUUUCCUGCACUUGCAGCAUUCUGGCAAACGCUCCCCCACCCCCACCCAAGGAAUGGACUUGAGCUUGCCAAGGAUUGGGAAGUACGUUUCUUUGCAGAUGUUUGUUGUUGUAUAACAUACUGGUUUUUUGUAUGUUUGUUUCAAUUAUUGAUGAAUUGCUGUCGCUCAGCCUUAUUAUAAGGUAGCAAAUCAUUAACACAUCCAGAGUUGUUGGAGGCGUCUUGAGACAGCUGUUGAAGAGUUUUAUUUACACGCUGCUGCAUUUUUACACCCACAGCCCAUUCGCAGGAUGGCAUGCAGGCCCUCCACCCCACUUUAUUCACAGCAAGACUAUCAAGUAGGUUAGGCUGAAAGAGAGGAGUGAAUUAGCCCACUCAUUCCUCUCUGAGCUCUGUGACAAAGCAGGGAUUUCAUCCCAAGUCUUCCACAUUACCAAUUUUCCCAGAAGUCUGGCACCAGCUGUUAUGCUGUUGAGCUUAUCCACUGCAGUUACGUUUGGUGAAAUAAAAAAUGUAAAUUAAAAAAUAAAAAAAAAUUGCAGGGUCCCUUUCUUUUUGAGCAUUAGUAGCCAUUAGUCAGAGGAACUUGGACUGCACCGGCUUUCUCUUGAGCCAAAAGCAGAUUCUCAUUAUCUGUGUGCUGUAAAUGGCUCUCAAGCGCGUACCUCCCUCUUAUAGUGUUGGCAUGCCCACUGCCUGUUUCGUCCUGGUUGUAUUGCCAGAUGCUAAGAAGAGCACCAGACUCAGCUGGCAGCUUCUCCUUUGAAUGCCAUUGUGGUCCCAGGGGUUAGCAGGGUGGGUGUGAGAAGUACUUUACCCAGGGCCCCAUUCUGGGCCAGCUCAAGCAGUCUCUUGCUGGGCAUCUAGUGGAACUGCAAGCAUCUCCAAUAGGUCAGAAUCAGCCGGUGGUUCUCUUUAGCACAGCUGCCUUUAAAAAUGUUCUAAAACAUUUACUGGGUUUUGAUUUCAAACCAUGGGCUAGCCCUGGGGUUCUAAAACACAACCCGAAGAGGAGAGGAAAAAAAGAAUUUGCUUUACUUUACAAUGACUGUUAACUGUUUUGUUGUUUUUUAUAAUUAGCAUUUAUUGUACUAAGAAUGUGUUUCCAAUACAAGCCUAUUGUCCAACCA